This is a messenger RNA of Bactrocera tryoni, 3084 nucleotides long. It is a transcript of the gene slif, whose product is annotated as cationic amino acid transporter 3. Lineage: Eukaryota; Metazoa; Arthropoda; Insecta; Diptera; Tephritidae. Gene Ontology annotation, cellular component: plasma membrane. Gene Ontology annotation, biological process: transmembrane transport; amino acid transport. Gene Ontology annotation, molecular function: amino acid transmembrane transporter activity. The transcript is spliced from 5 exons. Bases 1 to 1809 code for a protein of 602 amino acids. The record is from RefSeq and is a predicted model, not a curated record.
AUGUCGAAAUUCUGGGCCGCCUUAACCCGACGAAAAACGGAUGAUGUCGUAGAAAACGAAUCACAAUUGGCACGUGUACUCAAUCUCCUUGAUCUGACUGCACUCGGUGUAGGCAGUACGCUCGGUCUGGGCGUAUACGUUCUCGCCGGUUCAGUCGCCUACAACAUUGCCGGUCCAGCUGUGACCAUAUCAUUUCUCAUCGCUGCGCUUGCUUCCGCUUUUGCCGGCAUUUGUUAUGCUGAAUUUGCAGCACGUGUGCCAAAAGCGGGCUCUGCAUACGUUUACAGCUAUGUAACAAUUGGCGAGUUCGUAGCGUUCACUAUUGGUUGGAAUCUGAUAUUGGAAUAUGUGAUCGGUACCGCCAGUGUAGCUCGCGGUCUAAGCGGCUACUUUGACGCGCUUAUCGAUAAUAGUAUGUCGAAGGCGUUGACGGAGGCUAUACCUAUGCAUGUGGACUUCUUAGCAAAGUAUCCAGACUUCUUGGCUAUGGGUGUAAUUUUGCUGCUGGCGGCAUUACUUGCCUUUGGUGUGAAAGAGUCCAGUUUCUUGAAUAAUAUUUUCACGGCUGUAAAUCUGAUCACCAUUGCUAUAGUGUUAGUUGCUGGUGCUAUAAAUGCUAAUCCCGCUAACUGGAGUAUAUCAAAAGAUGAUGUACCCGAGACUGAUGAUAAUAAAUUCGGCAGUGGCGGUUUUAUGCCAUUCGGUAUCGCCGGUGUUAUGACUGGUGCCGCGAAAUGUUUUUAUGGUUUUGUAGGCUUUGAUUGCAUAGCCACAACUGGAGAAGAGGCAAUAAAUCCAAAGCGCAAUAUUCCACUUGCCAUCGUCAUUUCGUUGAUCAUCAUAUUCUUGUCUUACUUCGGCAUUUCGACGGUACUUACUAUGAUGGUGCCUUACUUCGAACUGGAUAAAGAUGCACCAUUCCCGAAGGCUUUUGACGACAUUGGUUGGUCCGCUAUUAAGUGGAUCGUUACAAUUGGCGCAGUCUUUGCCUUGACCACAAGUUUGUUGGGUGCUAUGUUUCCCUUGCCGCGUGUACUUUAUGCUAUGGGCAACGACGGAAUUCUCUUCAAAUCGUUUUCAAAAGUACAUAACUACACCCAAACGCCCUUGUUGGCAACAAUUAUCUCGGGAAUUUUCGCGGGUGUUAUGGCGCUUAUUUUCGAUUUGGAUCAGCUGAUCGACAUGAUGUCCAUCGGUACACUAUUGGCCUACACAAUUGUAGCGAUAUGUGUGCUCGUACUGCGCUAUCAGGAUGAAGAUAUGGAUACGAAGACAAUCUCCGUUAGUUGUCCCAAAGUUAUACGUCAAUUCUUCAAUGGCAAUUCGUAUCGUGAACCAAAUUUAUUUACAUCACGUAUUACAAAAAUAGCCGUCGUAGUAUUUGCGCUGGUGUGCAUCGUCUGGGAUAUAGUUGAGGCGAUUUGUGGCUUGACUUCGACAGCCGGUGCAGUGGCGCUAGGCGUUAUUGGCGUUCUGUUAAUAUUUAUUGUGGUUAUAAUCGGCAUGCAACCGGUCUCGACAAUCGAGUUAACUUUCAAAGUGCCACUAGUGCCGUUCAUACCCUGUUUAAGUGUUUUCGUGAAUGUUUAUUUGAUGUUCCAAUUGGACUUGAAUACUUGGAUACGUUUCCUUGUAUGGGUUGCCAUUGGCUAUGUGAUUUACUUCAGCUAUGGUCUGCGUAAUUCUACACAGGUGACGCGGAAUCGUAACCAUGCCGAAGCAGCGAUAAGAAUGCAACACACGAAUCAGGCAUUUGAACCGGACUGGAAGGUGGAGAACGGUGUUAAUGGGGUUGUGGAAAAGCAGUAGUAGCACUUUAUUUAAAGUAAAUGAAAACUGAAAUGUUGCCAUAAACAUUAAGCAUGUCUUUUAGGGAUUUAUGAUGUCUUGGCAACCCUUUUUAUUACACGAAAUUACAAAUAUCUAGCGUUGUCGAACUUAAAUGUAGAUUUAAGCGUGGCGUAUAUACCUCCUGCUGUUCGGAAAUGUCUAUACUGCAAAAUGUCUAUAUUGUUUCAGGUUGUUUAAGAAAUUAGAAUUGUCCACAUAUAAAUAUUCCUUAGAGUAGUAGAAUGACAAUAACUUUUUAAUCUAAAAAUAUUUUUUUUUUUAAUUUUUUACUAUUUUGUUAACUAUUUUACAAGUAAUUUAUUCUAUUUUAUUUUAUUUGUAUAUUCAUUUUCGGGAUUUCUUGCCUUUCUUCUAAAUUUUACAAUAUUACUACUACUUGAGAAAAAAUCAUAAUAUUUUUUUAAAUAUUGAACUUACAUAAGUGCGAGAGAGAUGAAUAGAUUGCGCAUGAAAACUAAACGUUUGCCAUUGUUGUCUAGUAUUUGAGCUGCAGUUUUUCCACAAAAACUGUGCAAGUGUUUUAACAAUUUAAAAUUAAAAUUUGCAUAGUAAAUUGUAUACAAGUAAGCCAAUUUUUUAAAUUGGUAACGCUCAAAUAUCCCUUUUGAUUAACGCCUGCCACAGGCAAUUACGUUGUUUUUAUGUGCCCUUUGCAUUGUACUACCAUUACUUUCUUUUUGUUUACCUUUUUGUUGUUAACUAACAAUGUUUUUAAACAAUUUUGAUAGAAUUUAUAGUUCUUCCGACAAUUUGUGAUAUUGUAAAAAUACAGUAUGUAUAUACCUAGGUAAUUGAGAUUUUGGUUUUUAAUUACCUGUCACAAAAACAAAAAAACAGUUUUGUAAAUGAGUUAAGUCUAUUUAAUGAUAAAUGCAUGUGUAUUAUUAGAAAAAAAAACAAGAAGAAUUAUAAAAUUCGAAAGAAUAGCUAAACAGUUUUAAACAUGUAUAAAUUGUAAUUUAUUUUCCAGUAAUUUUAUUAGUUAUGAAUGUAAACAAAUGUCUGUAUAUAAUGUAAAAUAAAUCACCAAUUUUUAAAAUAGUCGAAUCGUGAUCUUGACGUUCCAUCGGUCCAAUAACUUAUGAUUUAUCAAUAACUAUGGCAAGAACCAUUCUCCGGGUUGUCGAUUGGUUUUAAGUAUGUAAAAUGUAUAUUCAUUCAACAAGUUUAUAUUUACAAUUACAAUUUACAUUCAAAAAAUUCUAAGCUACCUCAACCUGUGUGUGUGUAAGA